Aspergillus alliaceus is the source of this 1757-nucleotide messenger RNA. RefSeq names its product iron-sulfur cluster assembly protein CIA1 (gene cia1). Lineage: Eukaryota; Fungi; Ascomycota; Eurotiomycetes; Eurotiales; Aspergillaceae. Bases 297 to 1601 code for a protein of 434 amino acids. Gene Ontology annotation, molecular function: protein binding. The record is from RefSeq and is a predicted model, not a curated record. The transcript has a single exon. Gene Ontology annotation, biological process: iron-sulfur cluster assembly. Gene Ontology annotation, cellular component: cytosolic [4Fe-4S] assembly targeting complex.
UGGGGCAUAUACUGUGGUGUGGUAUUUUUUCCCCUCCUUAUUUAUCUUUAUCUUUUUUUUCUUUUUUUUUUUGGUCGGAUUCUGGUUAAAUAUCUAUCGAGAACUCUUAGUUACCAUAAAAUCAACCUGCCGGUCGCUUCUACGGUCAACUGGUGUAGAUCAUUCUUCCCCCCACCACCAUAAAUCCCCCACCAGCCAUUCCGUCCACUCCGGGCAACUACCUUUUAAUAUUUAAGACAACGAGGAGGAGGAGGAAGAACAGACGUCAAAAACAAUUUUUUAGGGCAGAAUCAAUCAUGACAGCAAAAGCACUUACACUUUUGUCGGACCUGACCCCUCCGUCCCUUGAACGCACGUGGUUGACCGCACCCCAUCCCUCACUCCCCAUCGUUGCGACCUGCAGCUCAGAUAAGACAGUCCGGGUAUACUCGCUAACAAAUUUUCGGCUUCUUUCCACCAUCUCGGGUGGCCACAAACGCAGCGUGCGCACAUGUGCCUGGAAACCCCAUGUACAGGGCGAGAGCGUUCUGGCGACAGGCAGUUUCGACGCAACCGUGGGGAUAUGGCGACGAUGGGAUAGUUAUGGUCAGGCAGAGGGUGGCACGGACGUCUGGAGACUGGGUACGGAAGCGCUCAAUGGCAAUGGGCAGAAUACCCGGGAGGAUGAAGAGGAUGAAGAAUGGCGGUUCGCGGUCCUCCUAGAUGGACAUGAUAGUGAGGUCAAGUCAGUGUCAUGGUCGCCGUCCGGGAUGCUACUGGCCACAUGCUCCCGGGAUAAGUCGAUCUGGAUCUGGGAGGACCUUGAUGACGGCGACAACAACUUCGAGACCGUGGCUGUCAUGCAGGAGCACCAAGGCGACGUGAAAUACGUCGCCUGGCAUCCCGUAGAGGAGUAUCUGGCCAGCGCCAGCUACGAUGAUACUAUCCGGCUGUGGCGGGAGGACAUCGAUGAUUGGGGCCAGGUGGCCUGUAUCAAGGGUCACACGGGAACCGUCUGGUAUUUGGACUGGGAGGGCGUUGACAACGUGCCAUCUACUCCUGCGAUGUGCGAACAAGGUGCGUUCCUAGCCACUGAAUGGAAAGACCAGCGUGCGAUGUGUGGACCCCGUCUUGUCUCAUGCUCCGAUGACCGAACGGUCCGCAUCUGGAGAAGACAGCCUAGAGAACAACAGACACAGCCACGUUGUGGUGGUACAGGGGUACCCAGUAUUAUCCGGCCAGCAGGUACCGAGGAAGUGUGGGAGGAGGAGAUGGUUCUCCCACAAAUGCAUGAGUUGUCCAUUUAUGCGGUCGCAUGGAGCAAGCGCACUGGGCUAUUAGCCUCCGUGGGCGCGGAUGGCCGCAUUGUGGUGUAUGAGGAGCUGUUUUUGACAGCGCCAGUACAAACGAUGGACACCGAUCCACCUGCUGAUACAUCCGCUACGCCCCCACCUCGCACGGAGUGGGUGGCUAUCUCGUUGGUGGAGGGUGCACAUGGCAUCUACGAAGUCAACCAUGUUGCGUGGGCGAAGCGCGCGGACCGAGGUCGAGAGGAGAGCAACGAGGAAGUCCUUGUCACGACCGCUGACGAUGGAAGCGUCAAGGUCUGGACGCUUGGAUAGCAAUUCUUCGAGUUAUAGAAGUAAUCUAGCAUGAUUUCUUUGUAGCCCAAGAUUAUCUCUUAUGAGUUAUAUACCCCGAACAUCUGUCGGCAAGUAGAAAGGAAGUGUUACAAAAUCCGCCUUACAUAAAUACAACCGUGCUACAUGUGAGCUGAA